GACAGUGGUGAGAAUAGUGGCACGAAACACAAACAUUGCAAAAGUGAUGCAAAAAAUCGCAAUUUAUAGACAUUAUUAGUGCUCCCAGGAACGUGAUUUGCAUGUCAAUAGCCACGUGGACAGUCCAGGUAUAUGUGAAGAGUGAAAAAGUGCAUGAAGAAAGUGAAAUAGCAAUGAAAUAGGAAGUGUUGUUUGGGCACAAUAGUUGAGGGCAGUUUUUCAGACUCUCUUGUCUUCUUCUUAAUUUACCCCCAAAUUUGAUGGCAAUUCAGUGUAACUUUAUGUGAUUGAGUACCAAAAAUCGUGGGCAGAAUGAACUGGGGAGAAAUGCAGAUGUUGCUGGUGCUUCUCUGCCAUCUAACUGCACUUGUCUGGGGCAAUGAGACUCUUCCGGCAAUUGAUAGGUACCGGCGGGCUGCAAUUGCUGGACCACGUCGGCUUAUUGACGAAGUCGCGUGUCCGGAAGUGAGUAAGAUGUGCAGCAAUCUGCGCUCAGGCACUGAUGAUCUGUAUGUGCUGGAGUGCAUUCAGUCAUUUACGCCGGAACAGUUGGAAUCUCUGACUGAUACCUGUAAACACACAAUCUGGGAGCAUACGUCAGAUAUCAUGCGGGAUGAUAAUGUCCAGCGACUGACGGUAAAGACGUGUGGGCAGGAUGUUGUGGAUAAAUUGGACUGCAAGGUCACUGAAGAAAUUGGUCACUUCCUGGCUUGUAUCCUGGAUCACAGGGAGGAAGUGACUAGCAGCACCUGUCGGGGCUUUAUCCAGCGCCUCGAAUGGGUUGCCUUCUCUGACUUCCGGCUCAUUGGGCCCUUCAUGCGUGACUGCGAGAAGGACAUCAUUCAGCUAGGCUGUGGACGGAUUCAGCUGGAUCGCACGAAACUCUCGCAGGGCGAGACUCUAGCUUGCCUGCAAUCCCAAGUGGACAAGCUGAACAAUAAGUGUCGCAAGGGUGUCCUUCAUCUAUCAGAGAUGCAGUCGGACAAUGUCAAAUUCGACCGGCAGCUCUUCCUUGCCUGUGUCAAGGAUUCCGAAAGGUUCUGCCCGCAAGCUCGUCCGGGAUCCGGGGCAGUAUAUAAAUGCCUCAUUAGGCACAUUAAUGACGUCAGCAUGUCUCAGAAGUGCCAAGAGCAACUGACACGGAGGGACAAGCUCAUCGCUCAUGACUACAAGGUCAGCAGAGGCCUGGCCAGAGCCUGUCGCGAUGACAUUCGUGUCUAUCACUGCCGGAGGGGUGUCAGCGAUGAUAAAGAGGUGCGCUUGGCUCAAAUUCUGCUGUGUUUGGAGGCGGCACAGAAGAACAGUUCCAAGAUAACACCUGAAUGUCAGGCUGAAAUGAUUGACCAUCGCAAAUUGCUGAUGGAAGACUAUAAGUUGUCCCCGGAAAUCCUCACUGGUUGCCAGGAGGAUAUUACAAAAUUCUGUGGGAACAUUGAUUCUGGCAGUAAGACCAUUCACUGUCUCAUGGAUCAUGCUAGGCCCAAGAGGAAGAAGGAGAAGCGCGUGUCGGCGACGUGUGAGCGUGCAAUUGAGCAGCUGGUGAAAGUGGCUGAUGUGGGGGAGGACUGGAGGGUGGAUCCGGUGCUCAGAAAUGCCUGUAAGCCUGUGGUGGAUGUGGCAUGCAGGGACACAGAUGGCGGAGAUGCCAGAGUAAUGUCAUGCCUGAUGGAGAAACUCUCCACGAAUUUCAUGACGCAAGACUGUGAAGCAGCUCUGCUGCAGAUUCAGUACUUUGUGGCCAGGGACUUUAAGCUGGAUCCUCAGCUGUAUCGACACUGCAAAGAUGAUGCUGUUCGAUUGUGCCGUGCUAAGAAAUCCUGGGCUGAUGUUACCAGUGAGCAGAUGGACCCUGAAAGAGGUCCUCUGAUCCUUCCAUGUCUUCACAGGUACGCCUACCACCCAUCUCCGGAAAUGCACUUACGACCAGAUUGCUUCCAUGAGGUCAAGAGGGUCAUGCGACAGAGAGCUAUUUCCGUUGAUCUUAUUCCAGAAGUCGAAGAUGAGUGUUUGGAGGAUUUGGCUGGAUUUUGCCAUGAUCGAACGGGAAGAGGAGAGGAGAUGCAAUGCCUUCAGGAUCACAUGGAUAAAUUGCAGAAGAAGUGCAUGCAGGCUGUGAUUAAUUUCACAGAGGAGGAGGCAGCACACGUUGAGCUGAAUCCUGUGAUAAUGAUGGCAUGUCGGAAUGCCAUGGAGAGACAUUGUGAUGCUAUUCUCAAGAGUGGCACGGAUGAGGGUGAGAUGAUGGAGUGUCUGAUAUCACAUAAGAAUGAUCCAGACAUGAGAGAAGAUGUCAAGUGUCGUGCUGCAGUGGAACAUUUUCAGAUAAUUUCCCUCAAGAAUUAUCACUUUACAUUCAAGUUUAAGGAAGCGUGCAAGAUGUAUGUUAGUCGCUUUUGUCCCAAAAGCAACACAAAGUACGAAGUGGUGGCGUGCUUGAGCGAGAAGAUGAGAAAUGACACUAUCAAGGAGCAGAAGCAUUCAAUUUCAAAGGAAUGCCGGCAACAGGUGCGGAAUCAACUCUAUCAGCAAAGGGAGAAUAUUGACUACGAUCCGCGCCUCAAGAGUGUCUGUCGUGAGGAAAUUGAUCAACUCUGCUACGAAGUACCCAAUUCCGGUGGUCAGGUGAAUAAGAACCGAAAUGUGCUGGAGUGUUUGCAGAGGAACAGGGAGAAAUUGAGUCCACCUUGUCGACAUGCCCUGUUCAGUGUUCGGAGGUCUGAAUUGAUGGAUAGUGCCACGGACUUUGUCCUCAUAAAUACCUGCCGGGAGAUGUUGCAUCAAUACUGUCCGCGUGUGGAACAAUCCAAUGCACUACAGUGUCUGAAAGUGCAUCGAGAAGAGCCAAUGUUUGAUCAGAAAUGCCACUAUAUCGUUGUCAAUCGGAUGAUUGAGCAGAAUCUCGACUAUCGCUUCAAUCCUCAGCUUCAGGAAGCUUGUCGAUCGAACAUUGCUACCUACUGUACGGAUAUCGUGGCUACGGCUAAGCAGAAUGAAGAGUUGAAUGGAAAAGUUGUGGAUUGUCUGAAGGAGCAAUUCCGUCAGGGUAAAUUAACCACGGAAUGCAAGAACCAAAUGACUCAGGUUCUAAUGGAACAGGCCCUCAACUACAAACUCAAUCCACUGCUGCAGAAUCUCUGUCGCAAGGAAAUCCAGGUGCUCUGUCGACCAGGGGAUGAUAUUGAGGAUCACGGAAAGGUCGAGGAUUGCCUCAAGGAAGCCUUCCUCAAGCAGCAAAUUAUCACGAAGGAAUGCAAAAUAGAAGUGGCUACUUUGAUUCAGGAAGCCAAGGCAGACAUUCAUGUUGACCCUCUGUUGCAGCAAGCUUGCACCUCGGAUCUUCUCAGAUAUUGCUCCAAUGUACCCAGUGGAGAUGGAAGACAACUUGGUUGUUUGCAAACAAUUUUGUCUGACCAAUCGAGGGCCCUUGAGGAGAAUUGCAAGGAGAAACUUCUGCAGCGCGUGGAGAUGUUCAAGAAUGCCGCUCCUCUUGUUGCAGCUCCGGAAAAUUUAUCAGAUCUUUAUACACAAGUGUCAUCGUCACCGGCGAAAAAGUUCUUCUUUAUAGCCUUCCUCACCUUCGUUGGAUUUAUCUUUAUCUUUGGACUCUUCUGUGGACGAGCCACAAGGAGGACAAUAGCCAUGAAAAAUAAGUGAAAUGGUCGAGUUUGGAUAUCAUGUGAGUUUUUGGGAUAUUUGUGAUUUUUUUUCUCAAGGGGUUAUUUUUUAUAUGACAAAAAUCUACCCUUAAGACAAUUUUUACGUGAAAAGGAUCUUUUGAAGGAAUAUAAAAACUUGCAGAGAAAUAUUUCUUGUACAGUUUUAAACAUUAACUCUGCCAUGAUGGAAAACUCUAUAUAAUUAGCAGCUUCCUCAGGAAAUAAAAAAAUAGAUCUCCCGUAGAUAAUGAUCUUUUUAAAAGAAGGGUUAAAUGUAACAUUAAUUGUGAAUUAUUGUUAUUCAGUUUAUGCAGAGACUAACAAUUUAUUUAGCUUUUAUUUUUAUCCAUCAUGAGUAAGGUGUUUCUCGAAAAAAGAGUCAAACUUAAUCAAAGAUUUGUCUGAAUGUAAACUUUUGAACCCUUCACUAAAUGUAUAUUUCCAAAAAAACAAAAAAAUAAUCUCUAGAAUUUUUUUCGAAAUUGUUUGUAUUUUAUAGGGAAUCAAAUAAAAAUUAUAAUUGUUUGACAAGUAUAUUUGUACAAAAAAUAAAUGCAAGUCAAAGUC
Messenger RNA from Phlebotomus papatasi, 4223 nucleotides. It is a transcript of the gene Glg1, whose product is annotated as Golgi apparatus protein 1. Lineage: Eukaryota; Metazoa; Arthropoda; Insecta; Diptera; Psychodidae. The record is from RefSeq and is a predicted model, not a curated record. Gene Ontology annotation, cellular component: Golgi membrane. Gene Ontology annotation, molecular function: fibroblast growth factor binding. The transcript has 7 exons. Bases 313 to 3654 code for a protein of 1113 amino acids.